AUGAAACUCCUGAGCACUCUCUUUCCCUUCUUCUCCCUCGCGCUUGCUCGACCAAAAGCAGCGCCAUCCACCUUCUCCGGCGUCGUAGUUUACACUCCUCCAUCCAAUUACACCGAUCCCCGCGUCCUCUACGCUCGAACAGCUCAACUCCCGGACGGCGACAUCCUCGCAACAUGGGAAAACUACAGUCCCGAACCACCGCCCGUAUACUUCCCCAUCUACCGUUCCUCUGAUGGUGGAUAUACCUGGAAAGAGCUAUCACGGGUACAAGAUCAAGUCAAUGGCUGGGGAUUGCGAUACCAGCCAUUCCUAUACAUCUUGCCUGAGGACAUGGGCGACUAUCCCUCCGGCACUGUCCUACUCGCUGGCUCAUCCAUCCCAACCGAUCUCUCGCGCACCCAAAUCGAUCUCUACGCCUCGCGCGACAAAGGCGCAACCUGGAAAUUCGUUUCGCACAUUGCGGCCGGCGGCCGCGCGGUUCCCAACAAUGGCCUCACGCCUGUCUGGGAGCCAUUUCUCAUGUACUACCAGAAAACGUUGAUAUGCUACUACUCCGACCAACGUGAUAACGCAACCCACGGCCAGAAAAUGGUGCAUCAAACCACCAAGGACAUGCGCACGUGGGGCGCUGUCAUCGACGACGUUGCGUAUCCAAAGUAUACGGAUCGACCAGGCAUGCCGACAGUCGCGCAACUGCCGAACGAGAAAUACAUCAUGGCGUAUGAAUACGGCGGCGGGCCAGCAAUCAAAUCGAGCUACCAGUUCCCCGUGUACUACAAAAUCGUCUCCGAUCCCGAGAAAUUCGGCCCUGCGACUGGGAUCUCGCUGAAGGCAACCGAUGGCACGAUCCCCACCGGCUCGCCGUACAUAGUUUGGAGUCCGGUUGGUGGCAAGAAUGGGACGUUGAUUGUGUCGAGUGGAUCGCAAUCGCAAGUGUUUGUUAACACGGGAUUAGGGGAAGGAGCGUGGAGGAAGGUAUCGACGCCAGAGGGGGUGUCGUAUACGCGACAUUUAAAGGUUUUGGGUGAUGGGAGUAAGCUGCUGAUUAUGGGUGGUGGGCAUUUGCCGCCGAGUACGACGAAUAAGGUUACUGUGAGUGCUAUGGAUAUCUCGAAGCUGUAG
This is a messenger RNA of Lindgomyces ingoldianus, 1122 nucleotides long. RefSeq names its product Oligoxyloglucan reducing end-specific cellobiohydrolase. The transcript has a single exon. NCBI's taxonomy places the organism in Eukaryota, Fungi, Ascomycota, Dothideomycetes, Pleosporales, Lindgomycetaceae. The record is from RefSeq and is a predicted model, not a curated record. Bases 1 to 1122 code for a protein of 373 amino acids.